AGGUGAUUCUGCGCCCACGGGAGGGGCGCAGGCUGCUCGGAGCUCACAUGGUGCCGCGUCUCCCGCGCCGGGAAUCGCAGAGGGUCGCGCUCUCGACCGGGCGGCUUCUGUCCUAGGCGCAGGCGGCGGGCGGGGAGGAAGCCAGGCACUGUCCCCUGGGAGAGGUCCAGCAGGAUCGCUGCCCCGCAGUGACACCGUCCCCGUCCUGCUGGUGCCCGGGGCAGUGACCCCGAUUCCGGCCCCAAGAGGCGGGGAGGGACCGGGCUGCGGGAGCAGACGGCCGCAGGGCGCCGCGAGGAUCGAGGAUCAUGUCCCCCGGCCACGCGUGCCUCUGGGUGCUGCUGGCCCUGGGCGCCGGCCUGGCCGGCUGGGGCGUCCGCGCGGGCCUAGUGCGGGGCCUCCGGCAGUUCUACGUGGCCGCGCAGAGCGUGACCUGGACCUACCGGCCGGAGCCCCCAGACCCCAGUUUGAAUCCUUUCACACCUUCCUUUAAGAAAAUUGUCUAUAGAGAGUAUGAACCAUAUUUUAAGAAAGAAAAGCCACGAUCUAGCAUUUCAGGACUUCUUGGGCCUACUUUAUAUGCUGAAGUUGGAGACCUCAUGAAAGUUCACUUUAAGAAUAAGGCAGACAAACCCAUAAGCAUCCAUCCUCAAGGAAUUAAGUACAAUAAAUUCUCAGAAGGUGCUUCUUACAGUGACCACACAUCCCCUCUGGAGAGAAUGGAUGAUGCGGUGGCGCCAGGCCAAGAGUACACCUAUGAGUGGUUCAUCAGUGAGGACAGUGGGCCCACACAGGAUGACCCCCCGUGCCUCACGCAUAUCUAUUACUCUUAUGAGAAUCUGACAGAGGACUUCAACUCGGGGCUGAUUGGACCCCUGCUCAUCUGUAAGAAAGACACCCUCACUGAGGAUGGGACUCAGAAGAUGUUUGACAAGCAACACGUGCUGCUGUUUGCUGUGUUUGAUGAAAGCAAGGGGUGGAACCCUUCGCCGUCUCUAAUGUACACGGUCAAUGGUUAUGUGAAUCAAACAAUGCCAGCUCUCACAGUCUGUGCUCAUGACCACAUCAGCUGGCAUCUGAUUGGAAUGAGCUCUGGGCCAGAACUGUUCUCCAUUCACUUCAAUGGCCAGGUCCUGGAGCAGAACCAUCAUAAAGUUUCUGCUGUCACCUUGGUCAGUGCUACAGCCACUACUGCCAACAUGACUGUGAGCCCAGAGGGAAAGUGGACCAUAUCUUCUCUCAUCCCUAGGCAGUUUCAAGCUGGGAUGCAGGCUCACAUUGAUAUUAUAAACUGUCCAAAGAAAACCAGAACUACUACAAAACUAACCCGUGAACAGAGGCGGUACAUCAAGAGGUGGGAAUACUUCAUUGCCGCAGAGGAAAUGAUGUGGGACUAUGCACCUAUAAUACCAACAACGAUGGACAAACUAUACAGAUCUCUGCACUUGGAUAAUUUCUCAAACCAAAUUGGAAAAAUGUAUAAGAAAGUUGUUUACAGACAGUACCAAGAUGAGGGCUUUACCAAACGCAUGGACAACACCAAAAUGAACGAAAAUGGGAUUUUGGGCCCUAUUAUCAGAGCCCAGGUCAGAGACACACUCAAAAUCGUGUUCAAAAAUUCGGCCAGUCGACCCUAUAGCAUUUACCCUCAUGGAGUGACCUUCUCCCCUUAUGAAGACGAAGUUAACUCUUCCUCCACCUCAGGCAACCACACCAUGAUCCGAGCAGUUCAGCCCGGGGAAACUUAUACUUACAAAUGGAACAUCCUCGAGUCUGAUGAGCCCACAGAUAGUGACGCACAGUGCUUAACAAGACCAUACUACAGUGAUGUAGAUGUCACCAGGGACAUUGCCUCUGGCCUGAUAGGGCUUCUUCUAAUUUGUAAGAGCAGAUCCCUGGAUAUGCGAGGCAUACAGAGGGCAGCGGACAUCGAGCAGCAGGUUGUGUUUGCUGUGUUUGAUGAGAACAAGAGUUGGUACAUCGAGGACAAUAUCAACAAGUUCUGUGAAAAUCCUGAUAUGGUGAAACGGGAUGACCCCAAAUUUUAUCAAUCAAACAUAAUGAGCACUAUCAAUGGCUAUGUGCCCGAGAGUAUACCUACUCUAGGGUUCUGCUUUGAUGACACUGUCCAGUGGCAUUUCUGCAGCGUGGGGACCCAGGAUGAUAUCCUGACUGUUCACUUCACGGGGCACUCAUUCAUCUAUGAAAAGAGGCAUGAGGACACCUUGACCCUCUUCCCCAUGCGUGGAGAGUCUGUGACUGUCACAAUGGAUAACGUUGGAACUUGGAUGUUGACCACCAUGAAUUCCAGUCCAAGAAACAAAGGCCUCCAGCUGAGAUUCAGGGAUGUUAAAUGUAUGCGGGAUGACGAUGAAGACUCAUACGAGAUUUAUGAACCUCUGUCACCAACAGCAAUGGCUGUACGGAAAAUACACUCUCCUUCAGAAAAUGAAGAUGAGGAGACUGAUCCAGAUGAUGAUUACCAGGAUAUCCUGGCUUCCUCAUUAGGAAUUAGGUCAUUCAGAAAUUCAUCACUGGAUCACAAAGAAGAUGAAUUCAAUCUUACUGCCCUUGCUCUGGAGAACAGCUCUGAGCUCAUUUCUCCAAGUACAAAUGUAUCCAUCGGUUCCAGUUCUUCAUCCUCAAGAACCACUGUCAGUAACCACACAGAACCUCAGAAAACCCUUCCUCAUGCAGGAGCCUCCACCACUGGUCACCUCCUGGAACACCUCAGUGGCUUAGACAAGAACCCAGUUGUCAACUCUUCCACAGAAGAAUAUUCCAGCCCAUAUUAUGAAGACCAGAUAGAAGAUCCUCUACAGUCAGAUGUCACAGAGAUAAGUCUACUAGGUGCAAAAGGUUUCAGAGAUGGAGAAUAUGCUAAACACAAAGCAUACAGGACAAAAAGAAACCAAUUAGCAAAUCACGGGUUUUUCUGGAUGAUAUUACCAGCCCAUAAAACUGGGAGACAUUCAAACCAAGAUGACACUUCUUCAAGAAUGGGACCCUUGGAGGACCUUCAAAGUGAUUUGUUACUCUUAAAACAAAAGAAUCCAUCAAAGAUUUUGGAUGGGAAAUGGCAUGUGGUUUCUGAAAAAGGUGGCUAUGAAAUAAUCCAAGAUAUUGAUAAAGACUUGGCUAUUAAUGAGCUGUUAAACAGCCCCCAGAAUGUCUCAAAGAUUUGGAGAGAAAGAAUCCCUCCUGAAAACAAUCCAGGAAAGCAGAAUGACCACCCAAAGUUUUCUGGUGUUAGACAUAAAUCUCUACAAGUAAGACAGCAUGGAGAAAAUAGUGGAUUGAAGAAAAGACCAUUUCUCAUCAGAACACGGAAAAAGAAAAAGGAACCAAAGCUUGCACACCAUACCCCUCUCUCUCUACGGGGCAUUUACCCUCUCAAAGGAGCAGACUACACCACAUUUUCAGACAGGAGACUUAACCAUUCAGUGUUACUGCAUAAGUCCAAUGAAACAUCUCUUCCCAUAGACUUCAAUCAAACAUCCCCCUCUAUCAAUCUUGUGCAGAUAGGCUCCCUUCCUGACCAUAAUCUAAGACCCCCAAAUGACACUGGUCAAACAAGCUCCCCUCCAGAUCUUUAUCAGACUGUGCCCCCAGAGGAACGCUAUCAAACAUCUCCCACUCAAGACCCUGAUCAAAUGCACUCCACUACAGACCCCAGUCACAGGUCCUCUCCUCCAGAGCUCAGCCAGAUGUUCAACUAUGACUUAAGUCAUGAGUUACAUCCUGUUGACAUUGGUCAACUAUCUCAUGCUCUGGAACAUGAAGCCUGGCAGAUGACUAUCUCUUCAGGCCUCAGUCAACCAUCCUCUUCUUCAAGCCAAGGUCAGACGACCCCCUCCUCAGACCUCAGACAGAUGAUCACCUCCCCAGACCUUGGUCGGAUCCCCCUUUCCUCAGACUUCAGUCAGAUGCCCUCCCCAGACCUUGGCCAGAUGCCCCUCUCUCCAGAACUUGGUGAGGCCAAUCCUUCUCCAGAUCUCAGUCAGAAGACCCCUUCCCCAGAAUUCAGCCAGAUGCCCCUUUCUCCAGAACUUGGUGAGACCAGCCUUUCUCCACACUUCAGUCAGAUGCCCUCCCCAGACCUCGGCCAGAUGCCCCUUUCUCCAGAACUUGGUGAGGCCAGCCCAUCUCCAGACUUCAGUCAGAUGCCCUCCCCAGACCUCGGCCAGAUGCCCCUCUUUCCAGAACUUAGUGAGGCCAAUCUUUCCCCCAACCUCAGUCAGAAGACCCCUGCCCCAGACCUCAGCCAGAUCCCCCUCUCUCCAGAAUUUGGUGAGGCCAAUCUUUCUCCAGAUCUUAGUCAGAAGACCCCUGCCCUAGACCUCAGCCAGAUCCCUCUCUCUCCAGAAAGUGGUGAGGCCAAAUUUUCCCCCAACGUCAGUCAGAUGACCCCCUCCCAAGAUCUCAACAAGAUACCUUAUUCCCCUGGCCUCAGCCAAGUAACUCUCUCCCCAGACAUCAGUGAGAAAACCCUUCCUCCAAAUUUCAAGCAAACAUCACAUCCUUCAGACCUUGAUCAGAUAUCCUACCCUUCUGAGUCUAGUCAGUUAUUGCCUCUUUCAGAAUUUAAUCAGACUUCUCCUUAUCCAGACCUUGUUCACAUGCCAUCUCCUCUCCCAUCUCCUACACUCAAUGAUACUUUCAUAUCAAAUGAAUUUAAUUCACUAGUUGUAGUGGGCAUAAGUGGAGAUGAUGGAGAUUACAUUGAGAUUAUUCCACAGCAGGAAGUCCAAAUCAGUGAAGAAGACUAUGCUGAAAUUGAUUAUGUGGCCUAUGAUGACCCCUACCAAACUGAUAGGAGGACAGACAUCAACUCCUCAAGAAAUCCUGACAACAUUGCAGCAUGGUACCUCCGCAGCAACAAGGGAAACAGAAAAUAUUAUUACAUUGCUGCUGAAGAAAUAUUCUGGGAUUAUGCAGAAUUUGCACAAAGUGAAACUGACAGUGAAGAUGGCGAUGACAUUCGAAAGGAUACCACAUACAAGAAGGUCAUUUUCCGAAAGUACCUGGACAGCACUUUUACUAAACGUGACCCUCGGGGCGAGUAUGAACAACAUCUUGGCAUUCUCGGUCCUAUUAUUAGAGCCGAAGUGGAUGAUGUCAUACAAGUUCGUUUUAAAAAUUUAGCAUCUAGACCAUAUUCUCUUCAUGCCCAUGGACUGGCCUAUGAGAAAUCAUCAGAAGGAAAGACUUAUGAAGAUGAUUCUCCUGAAUGGUUUAAGGAUGAUAAUGCUGUUCAGCCCAACAGGAGUUAUACGUAUGUAUGGCAUGCCACCGAUCGGUCAGGGCCAGAGAACCCUGGCUCAGCCUGUCGGGCUUGGGCCUACUACUCAGCUGUGAAUCCGGAAAAAGACAUCCACUCGGGCUUGAUAGGGCCCCUUCUGAUCUGCCAAAAAGGAACGCUUCACAAGCAGAGCAACAUCCCUGUGGACAUGAGAGAGUUUGUCUUGCUCUUUAUGGUCUUUGAUGAGAAGAAGAGCUGGUACUAUGGAAAGUCGGAAAGAACCUGGAAACUUGAGUCUUCAGAAGUAAAAAACUCCCAUGAGUUCCAUGCCAUUAACGGGAAGAUCUACAACUUGCCUGGCCUGAGAAUGUACGAGCAAGAGUGGGUGAGGUUACACCUGCUGAACAUGGGCGGCUCCCGAGACAUUCAUGUGGUUCACUUUCACGGCCAGACCUUGCUGGAGAACGGCUCUCAACAGCACCAGUUGGGUGUCUGGCCCCUUUUACCUGGUUCAUUUAAAACUCUUGAAAUGAAGGCAUCAAAACCUGGUUGGUGGCUCCUAGAUACAGAAGUUGGAGAAAACCAGAGAGCAGGGAUGCAAACACCAUUUCUCAUCAUAGACAAAGAUUGUAAGAUGCCAAUGGGACUGAGCACUGGAAUUAUAUCUGAUUCACAGAUCAAGGCUUCUGAGUAUCUUCGUUAUUGGGAGCCCAAAUUAGCAAGAUUAAACAAUGGUGGAUCAUAUAAUGCUUGGAGUGUAGCAAAAAGUGCAUUAGAAACUUCCUCUAAACCUUGGAUCCAGGUGGACAUGCAAAAAGAAGUCAUUGUCACAGGGAUCCAGACCCAGGGUGCCAAACAUUACCUCAAGUCUUGCUAUACCACUGAGUUCCAUGUGGCUUAUAGCUCUGACCGCACCAGCUGGCAGAUCUUCAAAGGAAACAGCACGAAGAACAUUAUGUAUUUUGAGGGCAAUUCAGAUGCCUCUACAAUAAAAGAGAAUCAGUUUGAUCCACCUAUUGUGGCGCGAUAUAUUAGGAUAUCUCCAACAAGAUCCUAUAACAGACCUACCCUUCGACUGGAGCUGCAAGGCUGUGAGGUUAAUGGGUGCUCCACACCACUGGGUAUGGAGGAUGGAAAGAUAGAAAACAAGCAGAUCACAGCCUCCUCGUUUAAAAAAUCCUGGUGGGGAGAUUACUGGGAGCCCUCCCGUGCCCGCCUUAAUGCCCAGGGUCGAGUGAAUGCCUGGCAAGCCAAGGCAAACAACAACCAACAGUGGUUACAAAUUGAUCUGCUCAAAAUCAAGAAGAUAACUGCGAUUGUAACACAGGGCUGCAAGUCUCUAUCCUCUGAAAUGUACGUGAAAAGCUACACCAUUCAUUACAGUGACCAAGGCAUGGAAUGGAAACCUUACAGGCAGAAAUCCUCCAUGAUGGACAAGAUUUUUGAAGGAAAUGGUAAUGUCAAGGGACAUGUGAAGAACUUUUUCAAUCCACCAAUUAUUUCCAGGUUUAUCCGCAUUAUUCCUAAAACAUGGAAUCAGAGUAUUGCACUUCGCCUGGAACUGUACGGCUGUAAUAUUUACUAGAACUGAAUAUUAAAUAAAAGACAGAAGAGACUCUUUAAGACUUCAAAAUA
Molecule: messenger RNA, 6877 nt
Organism: Heterocephalus glaber (naked mole-rat)
Lineage: Eukaryota; Metazoa; Chordata; Mammalia; Rodentia; Bathyergidae
Gene: F5
Product: coagulation factor V
Cellular component (GO): plasma membrane
Molecular function (GO): signaling receptor activity; copper ion binding
Source: RefSeq, a predicted model, not a curated record